UCCGAUUGAUAACAAAUCAUUUAGCUUGUGUGGACAAAGUGAAUGCAGCGACCGGAGUGUCCGAUUGUGCUUCCAUGAUCGGCUACUGUAAUAAUUCUGUUUACUAUACCCUGAUGACUGAGCAGUGUCCUAAAACCUGUGGGCGUUGUUCAUCUACAAGUUCAAGUUCCAACUUAUCUUCGACAACCACCUGUGUGGACAAAGUGAACACAGCAACUGGUGUGUCCGACUGUUCCAGAUUGGCCUCCUAUUGUCGAGUGGCCAGCUAUGUGACUCUGAUGCAAGAGCAGUGCCCAAGGACCUGUGGCUAUUGUUGCGUCGAUCGUGUGAAUAGCCACACAGGCAAAUCAGACUGUCCGUACGUCUCACGUUUAUGCGGUGAUUCCAAGUAUAGCCAACUAAUGAGGACACAGUGCCCAAAGACAUGUGGCUUCUGUUCAGUCGACGGAUCGACAGUCACCCCUCUGUAUUCAGGAGAAUGUCGUGACUUGGUGAAUGCCGCUACUGGAAAGUCAGACUGUGGUAAACGCUCUCAACUGUGCCGCAAUCCGAUCUAUAAGCAACUUAUGAGCCAGCAGUGCCCAAAAACCUGUGGUUGCUUCGAUCGUGUGGAUAGCCGAACAGGCAAAUCGGCUUGUCCAUACAUGGUCCGACUAUGUGGAGAUGGUAGAUACCGUACAGUCAUGCAGGAACAAUGCCCGAAAACAUGUGGUUUCUGUUCUGUAGGUGGAACAACAAUGACUCCCCUUCCCUACACAGGAUGCCAAGAUUUGGUGAAUGGAGCCACUGGGAAAUCAGAUUGUGGAAGUCGUUAUGAAUAUUGCAAAAAUCCCUUGUAUAUGGAACUUAUGGCCCAGCAAUGCCCAAAAACCUGCGGCUAUUGUUCGUAG
Messenger RNA from Haemonchus placei, 890 nucleotides. NCBI's taxonomy places the organism in Eukaryota, Metazoa, Nematoda, Chromadorea, Rhabditida, Trichostrongylidae. The record is from the annotation of a GenBank genome assembly.